Molecule: messenger RNA, 308 nt
Organism: Funneliformis geosporum
Lineage: Eukaryota; Fungi; Glomeromycota; Glomeromycetes; Glomerales; Glomeraceae
Source: the annotation of a GenBank genome assembly
AUGAAGGAUACCACUUAAGUUUAGCUAUCGAAAUUUUAGGAGGACUUAGAGAAAGGAUCAUUCCGGGUACACCUGAAGAAUAUAAAAAUGAUCGUCAUGUAUCAAAUAAUUCCGAACAUAUUCAUCAUUUGGCUGGUCAAAUGAAUUCAAAAGAAUUAGAACUCAAUGUUGAAACACCAGUUGUACAAGAGUUAGAAUCAAAUGUUAAAAUCAUAAAUGAAGAUUUAUCGACAAAUUUGAAUCCAUUCAAUGUGGACCGUAUCAGGAAACUAAAGGGUUACGAUUUCAAAACGGAAGUACCUCGGUAA